CCGUCGAGCACAAUCCGAGCACACGUGACUUCUCUGGACCAACCGACGUGAUUCUGGCUAAUUUUUCACCUCAUUGUUUGUAUAAGCGUUCGAACGUGUUGUGGAAAAAUUGCGCUUCAGUCUAUUCAGUUCUAAUGUUUAAACAGACAACGUUGUUAAGCACAUCACACUUGCGCAAAGUUACUCAAUUCUAUACUCGACUCCUGCUUGGUUAAUUUCGAAGUUGCAAUUUAACUGUCAAAUCAUGUUUUAAAAACCAACCUCACAUAAACAAGAGACUCUGUCAAAUAUUUUGAAAGCCUGUUUUUACAAGGUGAAAUAAAAUGCAGGCGCAACAGGAUCUCAAUGAGAGUCUACCCUUGCCGGCUGAGGAAAUGCCUGAAUGCUGGGAGAGGGAUGAUCGUAUGAACUCCCUGUUUGCACAGUUUCGAAACCGCUCUGCUAAUCCACAGGACUGGGACUCGAAGUAUAGAUUUUGGCGUGGUUUGAUAGCAGAUUGGUCAAAAUACACGAAGCGUUGCAGUUUCUCUCUAUCCGAUCUGAACAAGGCCUUCAAGCGUAACGGUAGAUCCCCCGCCUGCUUGUCGAUUGUCCUUCAGGAAUUGCACAGAAAUGGUGAGAUUGUUCCAAUGUUGAAUUUCAUUCGCGAAUCCCCCAAUUCUUGGGGAGGGUGGGCAGUUGAUACUCUUGUAAAACGACCGUUGUUCUGGUCAUUUUCUGUGCUAAAAAACAGCAUAGUAGAGACAUCGGUAGAUCCAGAGACCAGAUAUGUCCAUUUAGAGACAGUCAAGGAAUUAGGAGAGCUGAUUCUCUCGACAAUUAAGAAAAAUGAAGAGAAUACUCUUUUUUCUAUGUCGGACAUAACGAAAAAUUGCAUAGAGAAGGUGGAUAUAAAGAAAGGUAGUUUGUCUGAUGAUGAUGUGAAACUUGCUAUGAUAUGGUUGCGUCUCAACAAGAAAGCUGCAUUUCAUCUUAGUCCUGAACGAGACAGUAACGAUACGCUAGUCAAGUUGUCAAACACCCAUGUUAAAGAAGUAACAGAGGCUGAGGAAGGUUUAUACCAAUUGGAAAAACAAGAAGAAACCUUGAUCAAAAACUUGGAAUUAUUGGAAAUGGAAAAGGAAACCGUUAUCAAGAAUGCAAAAGCAUAUUUGGCCAAUGGAAUGCGACAAGUUGCCAAAAGUUGUCUAAGAAAAAAAAAAGAGCUUGAGAAAAGCAUCGAAAAACGCGCAGCUGCAAUUCAAAACAUACAAAUUAUCAUCACUAGGGUUCGCGACAUGCGUUCUGACUCUGAGGUGCUUAAUUCCUACAAAGCAGGAGCUGCCGCCUUGAAGCAAAAAUUGGCAGAAGAUGGCCUUAACGAAGACAAUGUUGCCGAUACCAUGAACGAUCUUUCAGAAGUACUGGAAGAAUUUAGCGAGAUGCAAUCAGUUCUAACUAAACCAGUCGACUACUACGAUUCCGAUCUUGAAGACGAGUUAACCGAGCUGCUCGCGGAAUCAGAACAUGAUGACUCAAUCAACAAUCCUGAAAAUAAUUCUGGUAAAUCACAAAGUAACUCCAAUGUGAACGGUGAUAAGAAACAGCCAAACAUUGAUAAAGAAUUCUCAUCCCUGCGUCUGGAAGACCUUCCGCCGCCCCCAACAAAAUACUCACCGUCUAUUAAGUCCCCCGUACCUUCCGGGGGCGAAUAAGUUGAUGUGUCAUCUCAUCGACGAUCCUGACAAACCAUUUGUGUAACCGGCGCAGAACUUGUCGUUGCUGAUGAAAACCUCAACCUCGGAACUGUUGCUGGAAGACUUGCACUGGCUGUAGGAUAUGUAAGGCAGAGUUAGAGUCUGCAGGACGGCACUGGUAGUGCCUGAUGCUGUCCUACCGAAACCGGCAACUCUUCCAAAGACACCAGGCUCCAGUAUCUGCUCACUAAACCCAGACACGUCCAAACAAGCGGGCUGCAGAAUGCUAGAGAAUACGAACGGCUGCCGAAGUUCCAGCAAUGCAAUGUCAGAUGCAUAGUUUCCAUUCAGUCCGUAAUACUGACAAUACAAGUAAACAUUUUUCACCUGAAA
Messenger RNA from Neodiprion fabricii, 2069 nucleotides. Its product is annotated as charged multivesicular body protein 7. Lineage: Eukaryota; Metazoa; Arthropoda; Insecta; Hymenoptera; Diprionidae. The transcript is spliced from 6 exons. The coding region runs from base 324 to 1694 and encodes 456 amino acids. Gene Ontology annotation, cellular component: multivesicular body. Gene Ontology annotation, biological process: late endosome to vacuole transport via multivesicular body sorting pathway; vesicle budding from membrane. The record is from RefSeq and is a predicted model, not a curated record.